Heteronotia binoei (common prickly gecko) is the source of this 1651-nucleotide messenger RNA. RefSeq names its product ectonucleoside triphosphate diphosphohydrolase 6 (gene ENTPD6). The record is from RefSeq and is a predicted model, not a curated record. Gene Ontology annotation, biological process: nucleoside diphosphate catabolic process. The transcript is spliced from 15 exons. Gene Ontology annotation, cellular component: Golgi apparatus; membrane. The coding region runs from base 170 to 1480 and encodes 436 amino acids. Gene Ontology annotation, molecular function: GDP phosphatase activity; UDP phosphatase activity. Lineage: Eukaryota; Metazoa; Chordata; Lepidosauria; Squamata; Gekkonidae.
UAAUUGCAUUUGUUAGAAUCUCACCACAUUGCAAGUGAAGAAUAUACCAGAGGAUUGAUCAAGUAGAUCUGGGCAGUCACCUCUUGGAAUACUGAACUGGUAUGAUUGAUGUGUCACAGGCAACUCCAGGCUAAAGUGAAAGGAGAAAACAAAGCAAUCAAAGCAAGCCAUGAAGAUACCAAAAUUAUAUUACGCUUGUGGAAUUUUUGGAUGUGCAAUUAUUAUUGUUGCUUAUGUGAAAUGGAGUGACCUCAAACCCGUACUGGAAACAACAGAACGUGCUGUGGUUGAUUUGAAAAAUCAUCUCAAUAGUGAGCCAUCAAGAACAGAUGAGGAGGUUCUUUAUGGAAUUAUGUUCGAUGCUGGAAGUACUGGAACUCGAAUACACAUAUACAAAUUUACCCAAAAUCCACAAGAAGCUCCAAAAGUAACUGAUGAAACCUUCAAAGCACUGAAACCGGGUCUGUCUGCAUAUGCCAACAAUGUUGAUGAGAGUGUUCAAGGAAUAAAUGAGCUGCUUACAGUUGCUAAGGAAGUUGUUCCUAUGUCAUUAUGGAAGUCCACCCCUUUAGUCCUUAAAGCAACAGCUGGUUUAAGGCUACUUCCAGGAGAAAAAGCACAAGAAUUGCUGGAUAAGGUAAAGCAGAUUUUUCACGAGUCUCCAUUCUUGGUAAAGGAUGACUGUGUCUCCAUAAUGGAAGGAAAAGAUGAAGGUAUUUCUGCAUGGAUAACGCUCAACUUUUUAACUGGCAACUUGAAUGAUCCUACAAAGAGAAGUGUAGGGAUGCUGGAUUUAGGAGGAGGAUCAACACAAAUCACAUUUCAGCCAAGCAGUGAGACAACUCUGGAGGAGACAUCUGCUAGUGACAUCAUUUCAUUUCAGAUAUUUAACCAGAUGUACAAACUGUAUUCUCACAGUUACUUGGGCCUUGGAUUAAUAGCGGCAAGAUUUUCACUGUUAGGAGUUGUUCAGGGGCAAGCCUUAAAGGAAGAUGAAGAAUUGACAAGUCCCUGUUCAUCACCUAAUUUUCAGGGUGAAUGGGAGCAUGCCAAGAUUCUGUACAAAAUUAAAGGGCAGAAGGCAGAAAAACCUCUCUAUGAAUCCUGUCUUGAUGAAGUAGCAAAAAUAUUCAGCCAGAAGAUUCACAAGACACUUGAAGUAAAGGACUUAGAAUUUUAUGCUAUUUCCUACUAUUAUGACUUGGCUACGGAUCUUGGUUUGAUAGAUAAAGAAGGAGGGACCAUGACUGUCAAUGACUUUGAAACUGCUGCAAAGAAUGCAUGUAACAUGGAGGUACACCAAGGAGCGUAUCCAUUCUUCUGCAUGGAUCUCAUCUAUGUCAGUUUGCUGUUGCAAGAAUUGGGCUUUCCAAAGAGCUAUGUUCUUAAGCUUGCCCGAAAAAUCAACAAUGUUGAAACUGGCUGGGCUCUGGGAGCUACGCUUCGCUACCUGGAUUCACUUAACAAACUGCAGUAUUGAUUGUCCAGUGGCAAAAAGCUAAAUCUGAAAGAAAAAAGUGCAGAGAUGUUGCCAGUUUCUUAGCUUCUGCUCCCAGACUAUAUAAGACUUGUGGGACUUCUUCUUUCAUCGAGAAACACAUGUGCCUUGAUUCUGGUGACUUGGAUCAUGCUACUUUUUAAAAGUGUCACU